AAUCUCCAAAAGACGUCUCUUUUCCCACCCCGCACCGAUUACGCGACUGCUGAUUCGACCUCGCAUCCUCACAUCAAAGUUUCACCGGGCUUUCACUUCUCACUCCAUCAACAACGUCGUAUUUCCCAUAGAAGCAUCAUACCUCGAUACUCAAAAAACAUGUCUACCCAAGACCCCGGUAUCCCCUUGACCCAUGCCCCAGACGCCAGAGGCUACAAGCUCAUGGAGCUGCCCCCCGACCUAGAAGCCCUGCUCACUGCCGAAGAUGCUCCGGUCAUAACCCUCACCUCAACCCCAACAACAGCCCUCCUAAAAACCCCAGACAAAACCUACAAACUCCUCCAGAAAAACACGUCAAACUCUCUCAUCCUCCUCGCCCCUCACUCCACCGCACCCUCACCAGAUUCCUCGGACGACAGUAUCCCCGUCACCGGCCUAGCCGCCAUCGCCACCAUCCACGAAACCAUCGAGCUCGUCGCCCAGACCGAGCCGCAGACGGUAUCAAAUCUCAAAAACACUGGAAGCAAGGGGAAAUGGCACGAGAAAUUUGGUCGGGGGCGGUGA
This is a messenger RNA of Colletotrichum lupini, 564 nucleotides long. RefSeq lists its product as uncharacterized. NCBI's taxonomy places the organism in Eukaryota, Fungi, Ascomycota, Sordariomycetes, Glomerellales, Glomerellaceae. Gene Ontology annotation, cellular component: Ctf18 RFC-like complex. The record is from RefSeq and is a predicted model, not a curated record. The transcript has 2 exons. The annotation marks the transcript as partial. Gene Ontology annotation, biological process: mitotic sister chromatid cohesion.